UGUAACUGCUCUUCCCCAUUCUGUCAAGUUGAGGUUUGCUCACAGAAACAGCUUUGCCCUCAGAACAGACAUUACUUUUCCGGUACCAACCUCAAGCGCUCACAGACAGAAAACAGAAGAUGAAGCGAUAACCUGUGAAGCAAAAUUCACUUUAAUACAUGCAACUGAACAGAAACUAAGACAGAGGGAGGGACUCUAACAUAUGGGAAGUCUUUGAUAAAAAAAAACAAACAAACAGAGAAGAAAACACUGAGUGAGCCACCUGUAGGCUUCAACAUGCGCUGUGUACAGUGGAUUAUGAGUUAGGUGGAAGAGCAGGUUAAGUGUUGCAACUUCACAGACUCCCCGAUGGCGUCUGGUUCUAUUAGCUGGGUGCAGGAGAAGCCGCCAGCGCUGCCUGUCAAACAACACAGAAGUCAUUCCUCCAGAGGUUCCAGUGCAGAGUCUGACUGUGUAGAGUCUGUUGUGUUCAGCCCUGCUGGACUCCAACAUCAAAACUACACAUACAUCGAUGUUUUCCCUGAACCCACUGAUUGUCAUGCAGACCAGUGUCCCAUCCACCAGCGCUACGAUCUUUCCCGACACCAGAUGAGAUUUUUCUCUGAUGGCACCCCGCCGCCUGUUCCAAAGAAGAGGUUAGUUCGUACCCUCUCCCUCCCCGGCGUGCCUCCGUUCUCUCCUCUGUCCCCCCGGCGUCCUCUGCAAAUGCACCCUCAACACUUUGACAACCCUCUGUACAUGUUAUCGCCCAUACGUGACACACACAUCUGUGAAGAGGCACCAGAGGUUCAUACAGUUUUGAGGAGAAAUCCAGCAGUGCCUUCACUGACCUUCUCCCAGCUGUCCUUCGACACACCCGACGAACAUCUGCCCUACCUCUUCAGCAGCUUUGACGACCUGAGUGUUGUCUCCCAGGGGAUUCAGUAUCGUCACCUACUGUUUCUUAGAAGUAUGGCACAGAGAGUGGACUCCAGGAUCCUGCUGCAGGGAGAGGCCGUGGGGAGGGACGUCAGCUCAUACCAGCCCCGGGAGUUCUUCCUGUGUGAGGGCGUCGAGCCACAGCAGGUUGGAGACACAGUUUAUUACAGCCUGCACAGCCCCAGGUUCCCAGGGAGGGAGCUCGGUUUAAGGCUACACAAACCCACUGAGGAGGCCUGUUCAACUUCCACCAAACCAAACCCCCAGCAUGUCAACGUGCAACACAUAGCUGCUCAUUUCACACCCAGCAGCGUCCUGAAGGAUUCCAGCAGCACAACGCAAACUCAAGACUGUUCUGAUGUUCCCAAGUCAGACUGCACUGCUGCUAAAACACCGUGUGGAGGCAGCAACGAGUACGGCAAUUACACACAGAGCAGCCAUGUGUCCACGGUCCAACAUUUACUUGAGAAAGGACACUCUGUGAGCGUUGAGAGAGACCUCCCACAGGCCACGCUGGAGGACUUUGUUGAGGACAGCAGCUCACUGCAGAGCACAGACUCUUUGCUUUAUGAUAAACGAGUUUGUUUCCUGUUGUUGCAGAUAUUAAUGGGGGCACAACAUCUAUACAACAAUAACACUCCAGUAGCUGAGCUCAGGCCUAGGGCGAUCUUUCUGAUGUGGCCCUGCAAGGACAGAGGAAAGGCAAAGGAGGGAGAGAACAUGACAGAGGAGAAUGUGUCUGAAAUGCACGGAGGAUUAAAAAGUGAAAGAAUUAAAAGUCUCAAAGAGGGAAUGUGGCAAAAGGCUAAGAAAAUGGGAAGGAUACAGAUGUUAUGGAGGACACUGGGUUCUCCUCGUGUUGUGAUAACCUGCAGGUCUGAUCACUCUGAACCUCAACCCCUUGUGUCCAUCAAAGCCCAGAUUGGAGCUUUGAUCCAGUACUGCCUGGAUCCACAAGAGGGCCAGGUAUCCCUGUCUAAGUCCUCUUAUCGAAGGGUUCUGCGGUCCCUGGUGUCUCAGCUCCACAGGGACGGCAGCAGCAGUGGGCUACAGAUGGCUGACAUGGUGACCGGGCUCCAGGUGCUCCUCUGGGGCCCGUGUUGGGGCCCUCAGUUGAACCCAAGAGGCUCUGUGACACCCGCUGUACACAACUGGCUGACGAUCAAACGAGCCCUGCUGGUGAUGAAACUGGCAGAGAAAGGGCUGAUCCAGGAUCAGUCUGUCCUGGACUGGGAGGACUGUCUGUGUCUGCAGUAUCUGGCAUUCACAGACCCAGAGGCAGUUGUGACUGUAACCAGUCAGCUACAGAUCACUGAAUGAAAAAGGCAGUCCUGUUAAGAUCUAUAUUAUAAAAGCUAAGGGACCUCUGUGUGCCUGCAUGUAUGUGUCUGUUUUAUAACUGAAAAACUGGACUAGAGCUGAAACGAUUAAUUGAUUUGUUUAAUCUACUCAAAUUGAUUAAAGGGAAAUAUUCUAUUGCAGUUUUCCUGAAUUGAAGCUUCUUUGUGCGUCACAAGAAGCGUCCGUGUGAAACACAACAGUGGAACCAAUGUUUAACAGCAGAGAAAUGAAGGAAACAAAGCUUUGAUUCAGGAGAAUUGUGGUUGAAUGAUUUUUUGGAUCACUUUGAGUCGAUUAAUCGUUUCAGCUCUAAACUGGACAGAUCUAGUCUUUGCCUUUUUCUUUACUUAUGAAUUUUGGGUGAAAGAUCAGACAGCCACAAACAGCUUAUUGAUACGACCGAUACUUUUGGAGUUAUUAGUUGUUUUUAAAAUUACAAUGGGCUUACAGGAGGCCUGCGGACGAGUCCAUUCACAGCUGCAAAUGGGAGGGGGGGGCUGGAUCUGGAUCAGUGGAACCACCAGGACACAAUGGGAGAAUCGGGUCCAGCUGUGAUCACACACUAAUGAGGUCUGUCUAGUUCUUACUGUGGCCCGGUUCAACUCCACUGGUCCCUGGUCAGAUGUGCAAACGUCACCACCCCCCUUCGCCGUAACACAGUAACAGACUGUUUUGCACAGACUCCAUUCAGACGGACCGGAGUUCAGCGGAUCCAGACUGUCGCUAGCUGAUCAGUUAAGGAAACCAGGACGGCAGUGAGUCACAAUAAACCGUCAUGUUCAGUCCUGUGUAAAAGUCUUAUGCUGCCUUCACGUGCUACCAGAGAAUAGUAAAAUUCACAAAACGUCAUGUUCAGUCCUGUUUCAAAGUCUAUGGUCUGCAUUCAUGUCGAAACAAAACGAGUCCAUUCUAUUUCUUCCUAAUCUGUGUAUUACACCAGUGAACUCAGUCAAGUCAUCCAGUAAUGUGAAUGUGAUGAAGUCAUACAGUAAUGAUGUAAAGCCCUUUUAAAGACAUGUAUAAGGUAACUAUGAAUGCAUUCUUUUCUGUUACUUUUGCUUAAUUCAAAACAAAAUGAGGGCCAACAUAUUUUUUCCUUAUCUGUGUUACACCAGUAAGCUUAGCUCAUCCCCAUUUUAUCAACUCUACUGCUUCUAGAACCUAUGGAUUCCUAGUAAACUACUAUUUUGUUAUUUAAUGAAAUCAGCAUUGACACCUUUCGAUCAUUGUUGCCUAGGCAUCUUUUGCACCAAGAAUAUAUGACAGUAUAAUUAUGCAUUCCCUCUUCUUCAUUUUACGUUUGAGAAAACUUAUUAAAAUACAGAUGAAAUGUUAGAUCAUGAAAUACUGAAUCAUGGUGCAAAUACUAUUUUGUCACCUGUUACUGUAGAUUAAAUAAGAACUGCAAGUGUAUUUGGUUCAACAGAAGACUUGUUUAAAACAAUUAUACUGAAUAAUUAAAAUUGUGCUACAGAUUUCUUGCUUUUCCUCAGUCUCCAUGAUUACUUGUAAUAAAUCAGUGAAAUGUCUACAAAAGCCCUCAGUCUGCUUCAGCUACAGAUCAACUUCAUUUACCCCCAGAAAACCAGUGUUUAUUGAAUCAAUCUCUUCUAAAAACUUUCAGUUCAAGCUGAUCUCACAGCUGAGUAACGCAGGGUUCAACACCUUCCUACAUUCUUCAGCUAUUUUGUUACUGUUUAAGUGUACACGCAAAUACUUUGGUGUACAGAGUGCAUUUUAAUUUCUGUGUAGUGUUACAGAUUAUACAAAUAGAAAAGAUAGUUACUGAAUAAAUAUUUCUAAGUUAAAAUGUUGCAGGUUACACACAUACACAGGUAAAUUCACCUUGAUUAAAUUAAAAGAUAAGAUCACGACAUAUAUUGAAGAUACCAUACAAGCAGAUAAAACCAAAGAUGACACUCUAAUGGGAGCACUUUUAUUAAGUACAGUUACAACAUGCAGAUUUCUAUCAAGUGAAUCAAAACAAAUGAAAAUCAUGCA
Messenger RNA from Sphaeramia orbicularis (orbiculate cardinalfish), 4260 nucleotides. It is a transcript of the gene peak3, whose product is annotated as inactive tyrosine-protein kinase PRAG1. The coding region runs from base 349 to 2238 and encodes 629 amino acids. The record is from RefSeq and is a predicted model, not a curated record. NCBI's taxonomy places the organism in Eukaryota, Metazoa, Chordata, Actinopteri, Kurtiformes, Apogonidae. The transcript is spliced from 4 exons. Gene Ontology annotation, biological process: protein phosphorylation. Gene Ontology annotation, molecular function: protein kinase activity.